This is a messenger RNA of Aspergillus terreus NIH2624, 1476 nucleotides long. RefSeq lists its product as uncharacterized. Gene Ontology annotation, molecular function: DNA binding. The transcript has 5 exons. The record is from RefSeq and is a predicted model, not a curated record. Bases 1 to 1476 code for a protein of 491 amino acids. Lineage: Eukaryota; Fungi; Ascomycota; Eurotiomycetes; Eurotiales; Aspergillaceae.
AUGACAUGCCCAAUAAGCUUGCUGGCCCUGUCCAUCAGGAUUGAGAAAUUUCGCACGAUAAUUGCAUAUGGUUACGAUAUCAAGGAUGCACUAUUACAGAAUACUCAGGCAGACUCAAGCGUCGACGAUUACCUAGCUAGGAGCUAUUACGCGAAAGAACUCCUCAAUUGUCUCCACCGAAGUAUUGCUGUCUCCGAAUGGGCGAAGAUCAGAAAUGGCGAGACCGUUCCGCUUGACCGCGCAUUAGGCGCAUUUGAUCUUUUCGUGCCUGAAAGUGGCUAUGGGAGCUUGGAUGAAAUAAGCAAUACACUUGAAGGGAUUGCCAGAAAGUUUUUGAUGCACCAUCCUGAUAUCCAUAGACUCACGUGUCGUGCUAAGGCAAAAGCCAUUGCUGCGUACCUGAAGGCAAAUGACCUCACGGGUAUCAAAAAUGGACGCGAGUAUGACACGUUGCAACACAACUUUCUGGGAAUUGCAUUAAAGGACCCCGAACACAACUCUCUGCCCUUGAUCUCAGCAGCCAUAUACUGCUAUGUUGCACAGAAGUUUGGCCUUGAUGCCCACCCUUGUGGCUUUCCUUUUCAUGUACAUGUUAUAGUGAAACCACCCAUCGGCUUCGAUAUUGAUGGGAAUGCACUUGGUCCGGGAAUCGAGAGUGUCCCGAUCUACAUGGACCCAUUCCGCUCAGAUGCAGAGACCCAUGUCGCGAGCUUGCAACACCAACUGAACUUUUUGGGCCUGUCGGUGGCCGAACAGUCGCCAUACUUGAACGAGUCAUGGACACCAGAAAUUGUUAUACGCUGCAGCACGAACAUAAUGAGUCAACUGCGAAGAUUAUCCGAGGGUGCAAGCGCACAUAUGAGCGUCGAAAAUAUUCUCAGCGCAAAGUACGCCGCUCUAUGGUCGGCGAUCUUGUUACUGGGCCCAUCCCGCCCUGCAGAGUUCAGCCAUUAUAUGCCAUUGUUCAUGGAGCUUUAUGCCAAGGAAUUCCCAUCAGACACUUAUCUUAUUGAACGACACAUAGCUCCCCUAUUCCAUGGUACAUUGGAACAUGCGCAUAUCCUGGAAUGCCUUCAUGUCAUGCGCGCGGUUGACGAGAUGCCGAAACAGGUCAAACGCCGUAAUCCAGGCCACAUGAGCGUAAAGUAUCGAGUUGGCCAAGUUUUCCGCCAUCGCCGCUACAACUAUGUCGGCAUCAUCAUAGGCUGGGACACAGAGUGUGAUGCAGGCGAACAGUGGAUGAGAAGAAUGGGUGUUGAUCGCCUCGCAGGUGGGAGACAUCAAAGUUUUUACCAUGUUCUGGUCGAGGAUAGAAGCGUGCGAUAUGUGGCAGAAGAGAACAUUUGGCCAACUGCACCUCGGUUGGCAGACAUGCCGCGCGAUCUACUUGAAACUGCAGGGAAACAUUUCAAACGAUGGGACGAGGAAAAUCAUGUUUUUAUAAGUAAUGUUAAGGAUGAAUACCCCGACGAUUAA